Tachysurus fulvidraco (yellow catfish) is the source of this 2274-nucleotide messenger RNA. RefSeq names its product G protein-coupled receptor 132a (gene gpr132a). The record is from RefSeq and is a predicted model, not a curated record. The transcript has 2 exons. Gene Ontology annotation, cellular component: membrane. Bases 137 to 1156 code for a protein of 339 amino acids. Gene Ontology annotation, biological process: G protein-coupled receptor signaling pathway; negative regulation of G2/M transition of mitotic cell cycle; G1/S transition of mitotic cell cycle. Gene Ontology annotation, molecular function: G protein-coupled receptor activity. Lineage: Eukaryota; Metazoa; Chordata; Actinopteri; Siluriformes; Bagridae.
GUCUUGUAAGACGGAUGUAUGUAACUAAAACACGUCACUGUUCCUGUUUUUUAUUUCAAAUGAAAGUAGAGCAGACUGUAGUAACAUCAUGUGCACCAUCUAGACCCUCGAUCUGUGCUGGUUUUAUAUUUCAACCAUGGGCUCGACUAAUGGAACCUCAGUCAAUUCACUGAAUUCAUCAUUCAUCUGCAACCUUCCCUAUGAAAAUGACCGACUUCCACUUCUGAUACUGUAUGGCAUUGUCCUUAUUGUGGGAGUACCUACAAACCUUGUUACCAUCUAUUUUACUUUCCUCGAGGUGCAAAGGAAGAAUGUGUUGGGAAUCUACCUGCUGAGUCUGUCUGUGUGUGAUCUGCUGUACUUAGGUACGCUACCUGCAUGGGCCAUUUACAUACACCAUGGGCAUCGCUGGUACUUGGGCUCUCUGGCUUGCAAAAUUACAUGCUACAUGUUCUUUAACAACAUGUAUGUCAGCAUCUUCCUCUUGUGCUGUGUGUCUGUGGACCGUUACAUUGCUGUGGUGUAUUCAUUGAAAUCUCGGGGUCUGCGGCAGAUGAAAUGGGCUGUGAUAGUCAUUUCAGUAAUUGUAGUUGUGGUGGCACUGUGUCACAUGCCAGUGUUUACCAUGGAAGAAGGUGAGACAGAGUCAGAAGAGGAGAAGCGGUGCUUUGAACCCGGACAGAGCACCGCCACUGUGACUGCUUUCAACUAUGCCCGCUUUGUGAUCGGGUUCUUCAUUCCACUGUGCAUUCUGCUGGUCACCAACCGUGCCAUUCUCUCUAUGGUCCAGGCCAGUGAUGGCUUGGGUUCAGAUCAGAAGUUCAAAAUUCGCUACCUUCUUUGGGCAGUAAUCCUGUUCUUCCUGGUCUGCUUCGCUCCCUAUCACAUUGUUCUUUUGCUACGGGCCGUCAGUUUCCAUUUCUCAGACAAGACCUGUAACUUUGAAAUAUUACUUUACUCACCUUACACCAUCUCUCUGGGACUGUCCACUCUUAAUAGUGCUAUGAACCCAAUUCUGUACGUGCUGACCAGUGACAACAUACGCAAGGAGAUCUGCAGAAGCAAGUUCUGCAUGUGCAGUGGUUUCUUUUCUAGACAGGAGACAAGACCAGUUCUGUCUGUCGGUCAGAUAACUGCCCUGGCUGAAGACAAGUGAAAGGACACAGAAGGGUGUCUGUUUGAUCAAGCUAUGAUGACCAUAUAGAUAAGCUAUGUACAUUUUAGAGUUGAAUGGAAUUUCAACAACUAGUAUAAUAAAAACAUAUAAAAGGUUUUUUGGUCUUAGAUUAAAUGGUCUUUUAGUAAGAACAGGAAAUGUUUUGAUGUACAUUGCAUAAGAUAGGCAUUGCAAAAUUCCCUUGCAUAAAUAAAAUGUCUGUCGGACGAUUCUGCUUUCACAUCUGUAAUAUGUCUUACUUAGAUGAUUGAUAAUUGUCAAAGGUACCUGCAAUACUUUUAAUUAUAUUAACAACAGACCUAUUAUAAUCUCAACCUUUAAUCUCAACAAUUAUUGCCUUUAGAUUCUAAUACUUUAUAUGUUCAAGCCAAAGUACAGAAGAAUACAUUUAGGUUGGGUCAUUAUUUAAUUUGGUUCAAAGAUGAAGUAUGGAAAAAUAAUUCAGAACAAAGCCCGGUACAUCAUUCAUAAGGACAUAUAGCUUAUAAUUAAAAUGCAGAAUGGAGUUUUUGUACAGGUGUACCAAAAUUAAAACAAUUAAAUAUAAGGCCAGACAACAUUUUCCAAUAUUUUAUUGUCCAGUUAUGUGAGACUGAGUCUACUGUAGGCUUAAAUUCUUGUUCUUGGAUGGCAGUAGUGUAACCCAUCAAUGAGAAUCUACUGUUGUAGUCUAUCCACUUCAAGGUACAAUAUGAAAUGUUUUUCUUUUCAGCAUGGUUGUAAAGAGUAGUUAUUUCUUACCAUAGUUAUCGUAGACUUUCUGUAAGCUUAACUUUUGAGAUCAACAGUUUCUGGCCUACACCCAUGACAUGGUAAAAGUCAUGGAAAGAACCACAAACAUUUAGAUCUAUUAACCCUAUUGUUGACUAAACAAUAAAAUAUUCAGAAUUAAGGAGGGGGAGCCUUAAGGAUGUUUACCUAUGAGAGUGCCCAGGCCAUAUUGUGUUACUGAAAACAUUUCACCACUGACUGCUAAUGUCUCACUCUCACUCUCACUCUCACUCUCACUCUCACACACACACACACACACACACACACACACACACACACACACACACACACACACACACACACACACACACACACACACACACACA